Eufriesea mexicana is the source of this 2445-nucleotide messenger RNA. RefSeq names its product ecto-NOX disulfide-thiol exchanger 2. Gene Ontology annotation, biological process: ultradian rhythm. Gene Ontology annotation, molecular function: RNA binding; oxidoreductase activity. Bases 130 to 2445 code for a protein of 771 amino acids. The record is from RefSeq and is a predicted model, not a curated record. The transcript is spliced from 11 exons. NCBI's taxonomy places the organism in Eukaryota, Metazoa, Arthropoda, Insecta, Hymenoptera, Apidae. Gene Ontology annotation, cellular component: external side of plasma membrane; plasma membrane.
CUAAAACGAAUAAAGGGACAUAGGAAACGAUUUAAAAAUGGUGGAUAUUUUUACUAACAUAAACUGAAGCCGAUAAUCGAUAAAAAUACCAGCCUUUUUACGUGUUUCUCCUUGUAAGGUAUAGGAGCAAUGAGAUCCCUUGCUCCAAUUGCAGAUGCACAAAGUUUUAUGAAGUUAGCAGGCCAAGGAUUUCCGCCCUUACCUCCACCAAUAUCGCUGCCUGGAAUGAAUGAUUCUCCUUUAGAAUUUAGUACAAAUAAGAAUCAACCACCUGUAGUUAGAGAAACUUCUGAAGAUAAUAGCGAUAAAAGAAAUGAAAAAAGUGACAUUCGACGGAAAAGAGAAAACAGAGAUAAUAGGGAUAAUCGUGACAACAAAAGAUCUAAAAGUGAUCGGAGUGAUCGAAGAGAGCGAGAUAGAGAAAGAAGAGAAGAAAGAAAUGAAAGAGAUCGAAGAGAAGAUCGAAGACCAGAAGAUAGAAACAGUAUAAAUUCCACCAAUAGCAAUAAUGGUCACAGUAAUAAUUCAAAUAAUAAUGAAGUUCCAUCAUCAUCAAAUACCGGUAAUACUCCAAAUUUGGGAACACAAAUGGAACAAGCAACUGGAGUUUGGGGAAUGGGAGUAGGGUAUCCAGUGAUGGGAAUGGGUCCAAUAGUGCCAAUGGGUCCCAUGAUGAGUGAAAUGACUCUUAGUCAUCAUAUGGGACAUACUCAUAGUUAUGGACCCAUGAGUAUGGGAAUGAUGUCACAUGACGGUAGUAUGAUAAGUGCACAAAUAUUAGGACCGGAACAAAUAAUGAACGAUGCUGCUCAAAUUAUGAGUGGUGCUUUACCACCUCCACCAACAACAUCGCAAGGUACCAAAGAAAUUAUACAUUGUAAAAGUUGCACACUGUUCCCACCAAAUCCAAAUGCUCCACCUCCAACAACCAGAGAAAGGCCUCCAGGAUGCAGAACAAUUUUUGUUGGAGGUUUGCCAGAAAAUAUCACAGAAACGAUAAUUCAAGAAAUAUUCGAACGAUGUGGAGAGAUAACUACCUUACGACUUUCUAAAAAAAACUUUUGUCAUAUACGUUUUGUACUAGAGACUAGUGUUGAUUCAGCAAUUUAUUUAUCUGGAUAUAGAGUUAGAAUAGGAUCUAGUGGUGAUCCUGCAAAUACAGGAAGGCUUCAUGUAGAUUUUGCACAGGCCAGAGAUGAUCAGUACGAAUGGGAGUGUAGACAACGUCAACUACAGAGAGAACAACGUCACAGAGAAAGAGUUGAAAAGGAAAGACAAAGGGCACCAUCCAGUCCUCCUCCAGUAGUACAUUAUACAGAUCAUGAAGCAUCAAAUAUUUGUGAGAAAAUCAAACAAGAUGAUACAUUUAUGAAAGCAGUGCAAAAAAGACGUUUUGUCAUGUUACAAAACAAGCGCAUUAAAUCAUUCCAGGUUGUCGUAACAUGGCUCGAGCGUGGGGACUGUACCAAACGCAACGCUAACACUUUUUAUUCGAUGAUUCAGUCAACAAAUUCUCAUGUUCGAAGAUUACUCACUGAGAAAGUUGCGUACGAAGAGGAACUUCAAAAGGCAAAGGAGUUAAUGAAGGGGAGAAUGCAAGGACUCUUAAUACAAUUCAGUCAGAUUGAACGCGUCUUUACUGCGGCCAGCCACAAGAAGGUCUGGGAUCACUUCACAAAGGCUCAACGGAAGAACAUCGAAAUGUGGAAGAAACAAUCCUCGGAAAUUAAAGCAGUACAACUGGAAGAAUCUUUAAUGGAAGGUGAAGGUGAAAUGGAAGUUUCCGAUUCGGAAGAAGAACCGCAACGCAAAAAAACGCGCAAUCAAUCGGAUACACACGAUGAUAUUGAAAGAUUGCAAACAUUGAAGGAGGAGAAUGAUAGUCUUCGAUGUCAGUUAGAAGCAUAUAAGAACGAAGUGGAUUUGCUAAAAUCCGAGACAAAAAGUGAAAUAGACGCAAAGGAUAAACAAAUGAAGAUGUUGCAACAAACUUUGAAAGGCAUGCAGGAACAAUUGAUGCAAUCGCGGAAACAGCAAGCGCAAGAUGAUCAGAAAAUUAAAGAUUUGACUGUGAAAUUAAAUGCUACAAAGAAAGAAGAGCCUCGAGAGAGCGAGGUAAUAACUUUAGAUAAAGAUGAUGACGUCAACGAGGAACCCCGAACUCCGAAACAGUUGGUUUUAAUGUCUAGCUUUGUACAAAUUACUCAAAAGGAUGCUAAGUUGAUAGGAUUAAUAGCAACGUUUUUACAUAUUCAUCCAUUUGGUGCAAGUGUAGAUUAUUUGUGGUCUUAUUUACAAAAAAUGGAACCAGGUAUCAAACCAAAUGAAGUAGAAGCAUUAAUGCAACGAUUUCCUCAAGUCUUUAAACAGGACUUAUUUGGUAUUGGAGCAAACAUGGAAAGACGUUGGCAAUUUUCAGGUUUUAAUGUUUAUCGCAGUCACUGA